Chinchilla lanigera (long-tailed chinchilla) is the source of this 5301-nucleotide messenger RNA. It is a transcript of the gene Slc4a5, whose product is annotated as solute carrier family 4 (sodium bicarbonate cotransporter), member 5. Bases 34 to 3492 code for a protein of 1152 amino acids. Gene Ontology annotation, molecular function: sodium:bicarbonate symporter activity; solute:inorganic anion antiporter activity; monoatomic anion transmembrane transporter activity. Gene Ontology annotation, biological process: regulation of intracellular pH; transmembrane transport; monoatomic anion transport. Gene Ontology annotation, cellular component: plasma membrane. The record is from RefSeq and is a predicted model, not a curated record. The transcript is spliced from 26 exons. Lineage: Eukaryota; Metazoa; Chordata; Mammalia; Rodentia; Chinchillidae.
GGCCUGGGAACCACAGGUCACUGCACUAGGGUCAUGAAGGUGAAAGAGGAGAAGGCCCAUGUAGGAAAGCUGGACCCCACAAAGUAUAGGAGGAGAUGUCUGGAUCAAGACUGCCCUUCCGUCCAUAUCGGGCUUCCAGUCCCCAGUUAUACUCAGAGAAAAGGUGACCAGAAAGGGCAUCUCUCAGGCCUGCAAAAAGUCCACUGGGGUCUUCAACCGGACAAGCCACAACAGGAACUGACCAGCCCAGGGAGAGGAACAAGCAACAGGGACAGGAACAUGGAUCUUAUCAGCAGGACUCGGUCCCCAGCUGCUGAGCAGCUCCAGGACAUCCUGGGGGAGGAAGAUGAGGCUCCCAACCCCACCCUCUUCACAGAGAUGGACACUCUGCAGCAUGAUGGAGACCAGAUGGAGUGGAAGGAGUCAGCCAGGUGGAUAAAGUUUGAAGAAAAGGUAGAGGAAGGAGGCGAACGCUGGAGCAAGCCCCACGUGUCCACACUGUCUCUGCACAGCCUCUUCGAGCUCCGCACCUGCCUGCAGACGGGGACAGUGCUGCUGGAUCUGGACCGUGGCUCCUUACCACAGAUCAUAGAUGAUGUCAUUGAGAAGCAGAUUGAAGACGGCCUUCUGAGGCCAGAACUCCGGGAGAGGGUCAGCUAUGUCCUGCUGAGGAAGCAUCGCCACCAAACUAAGAAGCCCAUCCACCGCUCCUUAGUGGACAUCGGAAAGUCAGUCUCCUCCACCACGAGCCGGAGCCCUGCCCGGAGCCCAGCAGCUGGCCCAAAUCUGCGCCGCUCCACUGAGGACCUGAGGAUGCGGCAAAGCACAAAUUACGGACAUCUGUGUCACGCCCAGAGCAGGAGCAUGAAUGACAUUUCUCACACCCCAAACACAGACCAGAGGAAAAACAAGUUCAUGAAGAAGAUCCCCAAGGACUCAGAGGCCUCCAAUGUGCUUGUGGGUGAGGUGGACUUUCUGGACCAGCCUUUCAUUGCCUUUGUGCGUCUCAUCCAGUCGGCCAUGCUGGGAGGAGUGACCGAGGUGCCCGUUCCCACCAGGUUUCUGUUCAUUCUACUGGGACCUUCUGGGAGAGCGAAAUCCUACAAUGAAAUUGGCCGUGCCAUUGCAACUCUCAUGGUGGAUGACCUCUUCAGUGAUGUGGCCUACAAAGCCCGCAAUCGGGACGAUCUGAUUGCAGGCAUCGAUGAGUUCCUGGAUGAGGUCAUCGUCCUUCCGCCGGGAGAAUGGGACCCAAAUAUCCGCAUUGAGCCACCCAAGAAAGUGCCCUCUGCUGACAAGAGGAAAUCCGUGUUCUCCCUGGCCGAGCUAGGCCAGAUGAACGGCGCGGUGGGCGGAGGCGGCGCAUCUGCAGGAGGAGGGGGCCCUGGCGGCGGCGGAGCCGGCGGCGGUGGGGCCGGCGGAGCCGGCGGUGGGGACGAUGCAGAGAUGCCGGCUGCGCACGAAAUUGGGGAGGAGCUCAUCUGGACAGGAAGGUUCUUUGGUGGGCUGUGUCUGGACGUCAAGAGGAAGCUCCCCUGGUUCCUGAGUGACUUCUGUGAUGGCUUCCACAUCCAGUCCAUCUCUGCCAUUCUGUUCAUCUACCUCGGCUGUAUCACCAACGCGAUCACCUUUGGGGGGCUCCUGGGUGAUGCCACCGACAAUUAUCAGGGAGUGAUGGAGAGCUUCCUGGGCACUGCCAUGUCCGGCUCCUUGUUCUGCCUCUUCUCGGGACAGCCUCUCAUCAUCCUCAGCAGCACAGGGCCCAUCCUCAUCUUCGAGAAGCUGCUCUUCGACUUCAGCAAAGGCAAUGGCCUGGACUACAUGGAGUUCCGCCUCUGGAUUGGCCUACACUCAGCCAUCCAGUGCCUUAUCCUGGUGGCCACAGACGCCAGCUUUAUCAUCAAGUAUAUCACCCGCUUCACUGAGGAGGGCUUCUCCACCCUCAUCAGCUUUAUCUUCAUCUACGACGCCAUUAAGAAGAUGAUUGGUGCCUUCAGGUACUACCCCAUCAACACGGAUUUCAAGCCUGACUCCAUCACCACGUACAAAUGCGAGUGCGUCGCCCCUGAUACAGUGAAUACAACCGUCUUCAAUGCCUCAGCCCCGAUGGCACCAAACACCAACAGUUCUCUGUACAACCCCCUUAACCUCACAGCACUGGACUGGUCCCUGCUGAGCAAGAAGGAGUGCCUGAGCUACGGUGGGCGCCUACUCGGGAGCUCCUGCCAGUUCAUCCCAGACCUGGCGCUCAUGUCCUUCAUCCUUUUCUUCGGGACAUACUCCAUGACCUUGACCCUGAAGAAGUUCAAAUUCAGCCGCUAUUUCCCUACCAAGGUCCGGGCCCUGGUGGCUGACUUUUCCAUCAUUUUCUCCAUCCUGCUGUUCUGUGGAAUCGAUGCCUGUUUUGGCCUGGAAACACCCAAGCUGCAUGUGCCCAGUGUUAUCAAGCCCACGCGGCCUGACCGAGGCUGGUUUGUGGCCCCCUUUGGGAAGAACCCGUGGUGGGUGUACCUGGCAAGUAUCCUGCCCGCUCUGCUGGUGACCAUCCUGAUCUUCAUGGACCAGCAGAUCACAGCCGUCAUUGUCAACAGGAAGGAGAACAAACUGAAGAAGGCCGCCGGCUACCAUCUGGACCUGUUCUGGGUGGGCAUCCUCAUGGCCCUGUGCUCCUUCACGGGGCUCCCCUGGUAUGUGGCUGCCACUGUCAUCUCCAUUGCCCACAUUGACAGCCUCAAGAUGGAGACGGAGACCAGCGCCCCUGGGGAGCAGCCCCAGUUCCUGGGGGUCAGGGAACAGAGAGUGACUGGCAUCAUUGUCUUCAUCCUGACGGGAAUCUCUGUCUUUCUGGCUCCCAUUUUGAAGUACAUCCCCAUGCCGGUUCUGUACGGAGUGUUCCUCUACAUGGGUGUGGCCUCCCUGAAUGGCAUCCAGUUCUGGGAACGCUGCAAGCUCUUCCUGAUGCCCGCCAAGCACCAGCCAGACCACGCCUUCCUGCGCCAUGUACCCCUGCGCCGCAUCCACCUCUUCACCCUGGUGCAGAUCCUCUGCCUCGCUGUCCUCUGGAUCCUCAAGUCCACUGUGGCCGCCAUCAUUUUCCCGGUCAUGAUCCUGGGCCUCAUCCUUGUUCGAAGGCUGCUGGACUUCGUCUUCUCCCAGCAUGAUCUGGCUUGGAUCGACAACAUCCUCCCAGAGAAGGAGAAAAAGGAGGCAGACAAAAAGAAGAAAAGGAAAGGGGCCCCUGAGGACAGUGAUGAGGAGGAAAAAGAUCUUCCAGUUGGAGUUACUCAUUCUGAUGCAGCUUUCAGUGGCUCAGAACUGGAUCGAAGCAUCACCCUGCACUUCAAAAUCUCCUGUCCAGCCUCACCUGCUUUCAACUACUCACGGAACCCCAUCUUCAUGGUGCCACAGGUGAAGAUAGAGAUGGAGUCUGACUACGACUUCACAGAUGUGGAUGAGUACGCCAGAGAGGCCGACGGGGAGACCACCCUCUAGGAUGACGCGGCUUCCCCCAGACUGGGGACAGGGUGAGGCCUGAUACGGUCAGUUUGAGUCUGGCUCACCCUUAACUUCUCCGUGCCUGUGUCCUUACUUACCAAAUGGGGCAGGUCCUUUUGGCUAAUAGAAAACUGGAGACCUUUCAGUGAAAAGUGUUCCUUAGAUGCAAAGCUCUCCCCUUCCCUUUGUAGUUAUUAUAAAAUACAGAAAGCUAAAUGUCAUACCUUAUUUUCAAAUGCAGUCCAGCUAGAAAUUACAUUUCUUUUGAAAUGCAAAAGCGUGUAUUUGCCAAAAUCUUAACUAACAUACAUGGGCAAUAGUUAAUUUAUACUUAAAACAAAUAUCAUUUAAAAUUUUUAAAUACAAGUCAAGAUGGUUUGAGAGAACUCAAAACACUCCCACAGCCAGGUGUGGUGGCACACACCUGCAGUCCCAGCACUUGGGGUGUUGAGGCCAGGCUGAGCUGUAUAAUGACACUCUGUCUCAAAAACACAAAACCAAACUCAUAUCAAUAGACCAAUGUUGAAAUAUGUUUUGCAAAUUUGCAUAUUAAGAAAGGCUGAGAAGGUUCCAUCUCUUCUUUUCACCUCAUUCUGCUAAGUCUGAACCAUCUACAUUAUGGGGCCUUCACUAGAAAUGGGACUGAAGUUAUUCCAGAAUGAAAAGCUAGUCCUAAAAGUCUGAGGGAAUGUUUUGAAAAUAAAAUCAUCCUUAUUAAAGUCAAAUCUCAAUCUACAUGUUAGAUAAACAAAAUGACCCUUUCAAUUUAUAUCAGAUUUUUCACACCUGGAAUCAAAUUUCUCCUUGCAUUUGGGUAGGUCCUUCCUGCAGGUUUCCAGUGACUGAUACCCAAAGUUAAACCUCCAUUCACAUGAACAUGACACGUUAGGCAGCUGACAUUGUAGAAGAUUGUAACUUUGCAAUGUUAAUCACAGUAGUACUUUAAAGUAAUGAUUGGAAGCAAUCUGGGUAGAUUCAAACCAGCUAUUCAUGAAGCAAACCCUCUCCCCAUGAAAGAUUAGACAUUAUUUUCAAUCCACAUUUAGUUAGACCAAACUAUGUUUAUGUAACACCUGUUAUUGCCCAAUAGCCACAAAACAUCUAAUAUUUCCUUUCUCUGAAACUGUGGAUUUGAAUCUUGAGUAAAUCACAUUGCUUAGUCACUAUAUUUACUCAAGAUAAUGAUACACUGUUUCAUUUUUUAAAAAAAAGACAAAUGACACUAGAUCAUUAAUACCUCGGAUAUAAGAACAGGUAAUUGCCUCUGUAAUCUUUAGAGCCUAACAGUACCUGGUCCAUAAAACGUUCUCAAGAGUUCAUGAAAUUUAAUCUCAGAGCUCUGUUCCAAGGGUUAUUGCCAAGAGGUAAAGCUCUAAGCCUCUGUCACUCCCAAUAGCAGAAUCACUUCAUGUUCACUAAUCCAAAACUUCUCAAAUUUAAGUAUACAUUCUUUAUCUUCCCCUGCACUAAUGUAGGGAAAGCUAACAAUCUCCCCUGAACAUUUGUUUUAAAGCCUGGCUGACUUGGAAUAGGACUUUGUCCAGAUUGUAGAAAUGUUAUGUGGAUUCAGGAGUAAAUGUGCUUGGGUUAAUUAGACUGGAAAACUGCAAUGUUAGUUUUUUGUUGUUGUAAAUUGAUCUGUGUAAUUUUUAACUGAUAUAUCAUUUAUAUUUUGUAUAUACACAAGCAUUUUAAUUUCAGUGGCUGUUACCAGGGUGACAUAUUGUUACUUCUCCAUGCAGUAAGCCAGUAAUUUUUUCCAUGUUUAAUGUAACUAUAAUUCAAUAAAAAUUAAUUGUCCACUCA